CCUAAUUCUAAUUAGAUAGAAAAGAAAAAUUGCAAGAAAUAUUCCUCAGUUUUCCAACUGUGUUUUUCUUUUUCGAGUGUGUGUGUGUAAAAGAAAAUUUUUCGGAUGAAAUUUUCCUCGCUAGAAGAAAAGUUACUUCAAUAUAUAAUAAAAAAUAUAUAACCAAUAUAAGAAAAUAGAACAAAAAAAGAAUAACAAUAAAUCGACAAAAUAGCAGCCAAUUAAAAACAAAACAAACAUAAUUCUAAUGCGAAAUUUAAAACAACCAAAUAACAAAGAAUUCAAAAGAAAAAAAAAACAGAGCAAAAAAAUAAAAGUAAACAAAACGAACGAAAAUAAAACGACAAAAGCAAAAUCAACACCAACACUCAACGACAACAACAAAAAAGCAAAAGAACUUUAAAUAAAAAACAAAUACAUUAUUAAUUUAGAAAAGCAAGGAAAACACGCAAAACAAUAGUCACAGCAGCAACAACAACAACAAAGAAAGCAAAAAAACAACAAAAACAAAAAAACAGCUUCCACACACGACGAUGUUUACGGGUAAACUACAAAUAAAAGUCUGCGAGGCGAGCGGUUUACGCCCAACAGAUUUUCAAAAACGACACAAUUUAACCUUCGGCAAAUUAGCCGACGAACAAUUAAUUGAUCCUUAUGUUUCGAUCGACGUCGAUGAUUCGCAUUUUGAUCGCUCAACAACACGUCCAAAAACAUUCGAUCCCGUUUGGAACGAACAGUUCGUGCACGAUGUAACGAAUGCAAAAAACAUAAACUUAACAGUAUUUCACGAUGCAGCACUCCCACCGGAUGACUUUGUGGCAAAUUGUAUAAUACCUCUGGAGGAUAUUAUGCAACAUGAAAGCGGCGUACCGGAUCUAUGGGUGAAUUUAGAACCUCAAGGAAAAAUCCAUGUUAUUAUAGAACUUAAAAAUAAAAAUGGGUAA
Musca domestica (house fly) is the source of this 944-nucleotide messenger RNA. Its product is annotated as protein kinase C-like. The coding region runs from base 534 to 944 and encodes 136 amino acids. The record is from RefSeq and is a predicted model, not a curated record. Lineage: Eukaryota; Metazoa; Arthropoda; Insecta; Diptera; Muscidae. The transcript is spliced from 3 exons.